AUGCAGAGCAUGCAGAGACGUUUUGGUCGAUUGACCACAGCCAAGUCUGCAGACAACAGCCAGGUGGCUGUCCUUUUAAAAGAUUUUGAAGAUGCCGAUAACCUAUUUACCAAGAUUAUCGAAUCGACCAAGGCCUGGCGCGAUGCGUGGGUUUCCAUUGCGACCUUCCAGAGUCGCAUGGCUGAUGAAUUUGACGGUCUAUAUGCGCCCAUCGUCGGUUCAUCCGAGACAGAAACGCGCCAUGUCCCUGAGGAAACUCCCCCUGCGCUCCUCUCACGAACGAACAACCUGCGACGCGAAUAUGAUGAAUUGCGCGUCGAUCUUGUGCAGGAACUCAAUGUCGUCGAGCAGCGCAUGUCCCAGCCUGCGGAACAGGCAAAGAGCUACCUAGCUCCGAUGAAGAAGACGAUCAAGAAGCGAAAUGAUAAAAAGUCGGAUUAUGAGCGUUUUCAAAGCAAAGUCGAUAGCCUCAUCCAUAAACCAAAGCGCUCUGAUCGCGAAAAUGCCACUCUCGCCAAGGCAGAAGCAGAUCUAUCGACGGCGAAAGAGGUCUACCAACACGCAGACCAAGACCUGCUCCAGCGCCUACCCACUCUCAUCUCACUCCUCUUCUCCUUGGCCCCAUUCAUACUCCGCGCCCAAGUUGAGAUUCAGAACCGCAUGUUAGCGCACUACUACACUGCGUUGUCCGGCUACUGCGAAGAUGAAGGCUUCCCCAACCCCCCACCCCCAAUGGACCAACUCGUGCAAGACUGGGAAUGCGCCCACAGACCCGCCCAAGACGACGUCGAGAGUCUAAGCUGCCUCUCCCACGGCAAAGCCCUCCGCAUGUCCCAGGCCCACGAAUCGCAAAACAAGCGCCCUUCUAUCGGCGGCCGAAGCAUCAGCACCAUGUCCUCGGUUUCAUCCAUCCGCAGCGGCAGCAGCAGCGUGCCCCGGUACAACGUGCCACCCUCAAUGCUUGUACCCCCCUGCGCAGCAGAUAUGCGAUCUCCAUCCCCGAGCUCCUCGAUGAUGACGCCGCCUAUCUCAGUCGGAAGCUCGUCGAGUACCCCGCCGCUCCCAUCGGGUGGAGACUCGUACAUGCCUCCUCCCUUAGUCGCUACAGCACCAAGUCCAUUCAUCCAGCCUGCCGCUCCCCCAACGGGCGUUUCAUUCUCGCCUGCAGGCCCGAACAUCGACCACUUCCAAUUGCACCGCCAGGCCUCCUCAAACACCACAGCCAGCGCAGGGACAGAGCCCUUCGCCAUGGCGGCGCUGAAAAAGAAGAAGCCCCCACCACCACCCCGGCCGAUAAACUAUGUGACGGCGCUAUACGACUUUGACGGGCAGGGAGCUGGGGAUCUGGUCUUCCGAGAGGGCGAUCGAAUUCGCGUGAUACAGAAGACAAACAGCACGGAUGACUGGUGGGAAGGCGAGUUGCGCGGUAUGCAGGGAGCGUUUCCGGCAAAUUAUGUCGAGUGA
Penicillium daleae is the source of this 1464-nucleotide messenger RNA. RefSeq names its product BAR and SH3 domain-containing protein. Gene Ontology annotation, biological process: plasma membrane tubulation; endocytosis; actin cortical patch localization. The record is from RefSeq and is a predicted model, not a curated record. The transcript is spliced from 4 exons. Gene Ontology annotation, cellular component: Rvs161p-Rvs167p complex; mating projection tip; actin cortical patch. Lineage: Eukaryota; Fungi; Ascomycota; Eurotiomycetes; Eurotiales; Aspergillaceae. Bases 1 to 1464 code for a protein of 487 amino acids. Gene Ontology annotation, molecular function: protein binding; lipid binding.